CUUUCAGGUUGAGCUGUUCUAGCUGGGGUCCUGGUGUAGAGGUUGUGGUCACUUUGCGGGAGUGAAGUCCACUGGCCGUAAGGCUCUCGGUUACUAGUCCGACGCAAUGAUCCGUCUCAUGAUAAGUCAAGCGAAGAAGCACCCAAGUUUGAUUCCUCUGUUCUCUUUCAUUUUACUUGGAGUUUCUGGUGCUGGGCUUUACAUGUCACGCAUGGCAAUGUUCAGCCCUGAUGUCUGCUGGGACAGAAAGAACAACCCUGAGCCAUGGAAUAAAUUGGGUUAUAAUCGCCAAUACAAGUUCCUUGCAGUCAACACCAAUUAUAAAUGCCUCAAGAAGAAUGGCCCUGAUUUCUGAAUGGUUGAUUGAUAAAAUGCUUUACUAUCUUCACAGAAUUUCUAAAAUCAUGCUAAAUUCAAGGUACUAAAUUGCUAAAUAUACAACAUAUUGUGUUUUAAAUGCAUACAUUUAUUGAUCACAUGCUCUUGUUUUCAUACUAGACGAAAAAAGUGUGCUCUUUGAAAUCUGCUUUAUACUAGCUUUGACCUUUACAAACAAGUUAAAUCCUAUUGAGGUCAAAUGUGCAUGAUACAUUUAAUGCAUGUAUGCUUUGUUAAACAAUCAUGUCAAUAAAACUUUAAAACUU
This is a messenger RNA of Pristis pectinata (smalltooth sawfish), 644 nucleotides long. Its product is annotated as cytochrome c oxidase subunit NDUFA4-like. The record is from RefSeq and is a predicted model, not a curated record. Bases 107 to 355 code for a protein of 82 amino acids. The transcript has 5 exons. Lineage: Eukaryota; Metazoa; Chordata; Chondrichthyes; Rhinopristiformes; Pristidae.